Messenger RNA from Acipenser ruthenus (sterlet), 5235 nucleotides. Its product is annotated as phospholipid-transporting ATPase IB-like. The record is from RefSeq and is a predicted model, not a curated record. Bases 638 to 4303 code for a protein of 1221 amino acids. Gene Ontology annotation, molecular function: ATP binding; ATPase-coupled intramembrane lipid carrier activity; magnesium ion binding. Gene Ontology annotation, cellular component: plasma membrane. Gene Ontology annotation, biological process: neuron development; phospholipid translocation. Lineage: Eukaryota; Metazoa; Chordata; Actinopteri; Acipenseriformes; Acipenseridae. The transcript has 38 exons.
GUAUUGAUUGGUAUAGAUUCAUAAUAGAUUGUAAAAUCGUUUUUAAUAGCUGGUCUUUAUAGAUGAAUAGGGCGGACAGCGAGUGGUCUUAAUGGUGAGCAAUGGUCUUGAAAUCCAUAGCCUCAAGCAAGACCUUUGCACGUUUGUAACAACACAUCUCUGUUUUGUAGUAUAGAAUUCUUAUUUAAAACUCCUUAGCAUUGCACAUUAUCAUUUGUUUUUGCCUAUACUAUUUGAUAGUGUGUUGUUUAGGGUUGCCACUUGGCAACGCAUUUAGUUAAACAGUACUUUGGUUUAUUAGACUCAAAAAAAGAGCCCGCUUUGUUUAUUUCUCCCACGCAGCGUCGCUAGUGUAAUCUCUGCAGCACAGAGCGACCCGACGCAGUUAAUCUGUCUGUGCAGUGCAGUCUGCCGCUUCAUUAAUUAUGCGACGGGUUGCUUGCUAGCUCUAACAUUGCAAUCAUUAUGGCGAGGCUGUUUUUGGUCCUUUCAUUAGGUCUGCAGUUGUGAUGACGGGGUGUUACCGAUUGGCAACCUGCAACCCGCAUCCAUGUCGUCCUGCGUCUAUCCCCCCUUGUGUUAGGAGUAUGCCAUCUUGUCUCAAAAGCGGUCAGAGCUCAGCGCCGGUGUUUUUAACAUGUAUUUCAAUAGGAAAUCGAAAAAGGUCCACUCGGAAGAGCUAUUAGUUUUGGAUACAUUUAGCACGGAGAAUGCUUGCGUCUCUCCCAAAGGCGAAGACGAGGGGUUGGGAGCGGGGAUGAGCUCCAGGAUGUCAGAUAAGCGAGGUCGCCGGACGUGUGAUACGAGACCCGCUUGUUCGUCCUCGGGGUACGAGAAGGCAGAUGAUGAAAUGUCCGGGACAACGUCGCAAGCAGACCUGAUUGACGCAGCGGCUCGGACCAUUUACCUGAACCUACCCCAGCAGAGCAAGUUCUGCGAUAACCAUGUCAGUACAACCAAGUACGGGGUGCUGACAUUCCUUCCUCGAUUCCUGUAUGAACAAAUCAGGAGGGCCGCCAAUGCAUUCUUCCUCUUCAUUGCCUUAAUGCAGCAAAUCCCAGAUGUGUCUCCUACAGGAAGGUACACCACUUUGGUACCGUUCCUGUUCAUCCUGACGGUGGCUGGGAUCAAAGAGAUCAUAGAAGACUAUAAAAGACACAAGGCAGACAACACAGUAAACAAAAAGAAAACGACAGUUUUAAGAAAUGGAGUUUGGCAGACCGUGAUAUGGAAACAGGUGGCAGUAGGAGACAUUGUGAAGGUCACCAAUGGGCAGCAUCUUCCGGCUGACAUGGUCAUUGUAUCCUCCAGCGAGCCCCAGGCAAUGUGCUACAUAGAGACGUCCAACCUGGACGGGGAGACCAAUCUUAAAAUACGACAGGGCUUAUCUCAGACUGCCAGCUUCCAAUCCCAGGAGGAUCUGAUGGCGGUCACAGGGAAGCUGGAAUGUGAAGGGCCCAACGGGCAUCUGUAUGACUUCACUGGAACUCUGCGUCUGGAUAAUUACAGUCCUGCACCAUUGGGUCCAGACCUGGUUCUACUGCGAGGAGCCCAGCUGAGGAACACCCAGUGGGUUGUGGGAAUUGUAGUUUACACUGGACACGACACCAAGCUCAUGCAGAACUCCACGAAGGCUCCCCUGAAGCGCUCGAACGUGGAGAGAGUGACCAACAUGCAGAUCCUGGUGCUGUUCUGCAUCCUGCUGGUCAUGGCGCUGGUCAGCGCUGUGGGGGCUGCCCUCUGGAACAAGGAGCACACAGAGGAGGACUGGUACCUCUUCAGAUCUGACACAGCGCAAAUCUCCAACAACUUCUGGUACAACCUGCUCACUUUCAUCAUCCUGUACAACAACCUGAUCCCUAUCAGCUUGCUGGUCACACUGGAAGUGGUCAAGUUCACUCAAGCCCUGUUCAUUAACUGGGACACGGAGAUGUAUUACAGUGAAACAGACACGCCAGCCAUGGCCAGGACUUCAAACCUAAACGAGGAGCUGGGGCAGGUGAAGUACCUAUUUUCUGAUAAGACCGGGACACUGACGUGUAACAUCAUGCAUUUUAAAAAAUGUACGAUUGCAGGAAUCACCUAUGGCCACUUCCCAGAUUUGGAAGCAGAGCGCUCAAUGGAAGAUUUCAGGCACCAGCCAAACAGCAGCCACAGUUCUACUGAAUUCGAUGAUCCUGCACUAAUACAGAAUAUUGAACAGAACCACGUCACAGCCCCGCAGAUCUGGGAGUUCCUCACCUUGCUGGCUGUGUGCCACACUGUAGUGCCUGAGAAAGAUGGGGACCAGAUCAUCUACCAAGCGUCCUCCCCAGAUGAAGGCGCUCUAGUGAAAGGAGCAAAAGGACUUGGCUUCGUCUUCACUGGAAGAACACCCCAUUCCGUUAUCAUUGAUGCUAGAGGAGCAGAACAGAGCUACGAGCUGCUCAAUGUGCUGGAGUUCUCCAGCUCCCGAAAGAGAAUGUCAGUGAUUGUGAGAACUCCGUCUGGGAAGCUGCGUCUGUACUGCAAGGGGGCUGACAACGUGAUCAUGGAGAGACUCGGAGAAAGCUCCCAGUACAAGGACCUCACCUUAUCCCAUCUCGAGCAGUUUGCUACUGAAGGUCUGAGGACGCUCUGCUUUGCAUAUGCAGACCUGACGGAGAGCUCCUAUCAGGAAUGGCUCCAGGAAUAUAACAGAGUCAGCACCAUUUUAAAGGACAGAGCGCAGAAACUGGAGGAAUGCUACGAGAUCAUUGAAAAGGACCUCCUUCUUCUCGGGGCGACAGCGAUUGAGGACCGGCUUCAGUCGGGGGUCCCCGAGACUAUAGCCACCCUCAUGAGAGCAGACAUUAAAAUAUGGAUCCUGACGGGAGACAAGCAGGAAACUGCCAUCAACAUCGGUUACUCCUGCAGACUCAUCUCCCACGGCAUGUCUCUGAUCAUCCUCAACGAGGACUCCCUGGACGCAACGAGAGCGACGUUGAGCCAGCACUGUGCAUCGCUGGGGGAGUCGCUGGGGAAGGAGAAUGAAGUGGCCCUGAUCAUUGACGGAGAGACGCUGAAGUAUGCGCUCUCUUUCGAGGUGCGACAGAGCUUUCUUGAUCUGGCGCUGUCCUGCAAGGCUGUCAUCUGCUGCAGGGUGUCUCCUCUCCAGAAGUCUGAGAUCGUGGACAUGGUGAAGAAGCAUGUAAACGCCAUCACGCUGGCGAUCGGAGACGGCGCCAAUGACGUGGGGAUGAUCCAGACCGCUCACGUGGGUGUCGGGAUCAGCGGGAACGAGGGAAUGCAGGCCACAAACUCCUCGGAUUACUCCAUCGCUCAGUUUUGCUAUCUAGAAAAGUUACUGUUAGUCCACGGGGCCUGGAGUUACAACCGUGUGACCAAGUGCAUCCUGUACUGUUUCUACAAGAACGUGGUGCUGUACAUUAUCGAGCUUUGGUUUGCAUUUGUUAAUGGAUUUUCGGGGCAGAUUCUGUUUGAGAGAUGGUGCAUCGGGCUCUACAAUGUGAUCUUCACUGCCCUCCCUCCAUUCAUUCUGGGUAUCUUCGACCGGCCGUGCAGUCAGGAGAGCAUGCUCCGUUUUCCCCAGCUCUACAAGAUCACCCAGAACGCUGACGGGUUCAACACCAAGGUUUUCUGGGGUCACUGUAUCAACGCCCUCCUCCACUCCAUCAUCCUCUUCUGGUUUCCACUCAAAGUGCUGGAUCACGAUUCGGUGUUUCAUAACGGACACGCUACUGACUAUCUGUUUGUUGGGAACAUCGUCUAUACGUAUGUUGUAGUGACCGUCUGUUUGAAAGCUGGCUUAGAAACAACCGCGUGGACAAGGUUCAGUCACCUGGCCGUGUGGGGCAGCAUGCUGAUGUGGAUGGUCUUCUUUGGAGUGUACUCUGUCAUCUGGCCUGCCAUCCCCAUCGCUCCGGACAUGCUGGGUCAGGCCGGGAUGGUGAUGAGAUGCUGGAGUUUCUGGCUGGGCCUGAUUUUGGUGCCCACAUUAUGCCUGAUCAAAGAAGUGGCCUGGACAGCGGUCAGGCACACCUACUGCAAGUCACUGCUGGAGGAGGUGCAGGAGCUGGAGGCGAGGGCACAGGACCCCGGCACCGCUGUGCUCCGAGACAUCAACGGGAGGAGUCUCAACGAGCAUGCCCACCUGCUAGCCCGAGUCUUUAAGAAAACGCCUUCUAACCUUGCCCGCUCCAACUCGGUCCAGCAAACCGUGUCUUAUGGGUAUGCAUUCUCUCAAGAGGAGGACGGUGUGGUGUCUCAGUCCCAAGUCGUCCGAUCAUACGACACGACCAGACGGAGGCCUGAAGUGGAAUAACAGCACAACAUCGCCUCUCCCUCCAGCCCAGGACCCCGCUGGAGAGUCCUUGUUAUUGCAGCUCGUCAGACUGCAAACCAAGAAGAAAGAAAGAAAGAAAGAAAGAAAGAAAGAAAGAAAGAAAGACGCGCACCGCCAAACAGACUGGAAAGCUGGUUUCCGUGGCCUUAGCCAACUUGUGGAAUAUUUAUUAAAACUCCUCACUCAGACCUCAAAGGCUUUACUGUUGUGGCCGGAUCCCUUACUGGUCCUGUUCGAGUGUCGUCUGGUGAUUUUGUUGGACCAGCGAGCAUCGCUUUUCUUUUACCUCAUUUCUCUGACCGGAUCUGUGUGCAAUGAAGUCUGAGGCAUUACAUUCAAAGAGUUCUGCCAUCGAAGAGUCAUCAGUCAACCCCCAGCACCCCUCCAAAAAUAAAUGUAGUUUCUUCACAGUGAAGGGGGGUGGGUCUGUGUUACAUACAGAGCUAUGUCAAGAGUUUUAUUAAGAAGUAAGCCAUCCUCUGCAUGCAUGCGAAACGCUUUGAAAGUAAUCCCCCUUCUUCAAGAUGUUCUGGAGAUUGCUGGUUCCCCGCAUGUUUUGCCAGAGCCACUGGCCCGGUACAGUACAGUGCAUGUGAAAUGAUUUUAGCUUGGUAUGUCAGUGCUCUAGAAGCCACAAUGCUGAAGAACCCACUCCCGGUGCCAAUGUGCCGAGGGCUCUGGGUGUCACUUGUGCUGGCUGUUUGAUUGCUCUGGUGAGCAGAUCGGAGAGAAUGACCCCCCCCCCCCCCUCCUUCUCAGGCUAAGCUUUCAUUGCAGACACUGGUUGAACUGGGGUGAUUCCCACUGUUACCUCUGCUUCAGCCCAGUUCUUUGUCUGUUGUGGCUUGGUCACAAAUUGCUCGCAAUUGCUGUGGAAUAUUGUUUAAGUUCAAUAAAGUUGUUAAAAAGCC